GUGAAGCUUCUACCUAUCGCAUCUCUCGCCUCUCGACUCUCACUCUGUCUCUCUCGACUCACACCCAGCACCCUCUUCGGCUCCCCUCUCUUCUUCGGCUCCCCUCUCUUCUUCGGCUAGACACUCUCUCAAUAUCUCAGGCUCUCAAUCUCUCAUUCAGGGAAUUGUUUCUCUUGUCGGUGGAGACAAUGAGUUCUCCGGUAUACAGUGGCAAAGGAGAAGAAGUUGGCACCAACAACGAUCCAAACAGUGCAUUUUUUGAUGUCUAUGGCCCACAGGCGAAAGCAGGUGUGGAGUUUAAGACCCCAGAAGCGAAUUCAACUCUGAACUUGGAAGAUAUUCAGGGGCUUGUCACUUGGGUGCUUGCUGAGGGAUUCAUGCCAUCAUGGGUUUUCAUUAAGAACAAGCCCCUGAUUCCAAAAGUGGCCAUGCUUUAUGUUCCAGGCCUUGAUGCAGCAAUCUAUCUGUCUCAAUCUAAAGUACUACACAGUUUAAAAGAAUGUUGUGGGAUCCCAAGGGCAGUUCUAGCACCUAGCUGUGUAUCAGAUGGAAUGCAGAUAAUAGAUGCACUUCUUACAUGCAAACUUAAAAGGAAAAGGGAAGCUGGUACAGUUACUAAUAAAUGUGGACCUUGGUCUCAACCAGGUAUAUGUUCUAUUCGCGAAGAUUUGUCCUUAGCUGAGCUCAUGAAAGACAUUCCAUUUCCCGUAUCGUACUAUACACUUACAACAAAGGAAUUAGAAGAUAAUGGAUACCACCAUGAUCAACCAGGUUUCUUUUCAACUCUUCCUGCUCCAUCAGGAAAGCCUGUGCAUGAAAUGGUGGCCGUUGAUUGUGAAAUGUGUAUCACCAAUGAGGGGUUCGAGCUCACAAGAGUAACACUAGUAAAUUUUAGAGGACAGGUUCUAUUUGAUAAAUUGGUGAAACCAUCAAAUGCGAUAACUGAUUACAACACUAGGUAUAGUGGAAUAACAAGUGAGAUGUUGGAUGGAGUCACCACAACUCUAAGAGACGUUCAGGAAGAUUUUUUACAAGUGGUCAAUAGAGAAACAAUUUUGGUUGGACAUUCAUUGGAGAACGAUUUAUCAGCUUUGAAGAUCUCCCAUAGUUUGGUGAUCGACACUGCCAUUUUAUAUAAGCAUUCACGUGGCGGAACAUACAAAAUUGCUCUUCGUGUGCUCACUAGGAAAUUCCUCUCCAGGGAGAUACAAUAUUCCGGGAACGGCCAUGAUAGUAUCGAGGAUGCAAAAGCUGCAAUGGAUUUAGCGUUGUUAAAGAUCAAACAUGGACCUGAUUUUGGCCGACCUCCAUCAUUUAUGCGGAAAAAAUUCCUUACAGUUUUAAGCGACUGUGGCAAGGCCACAUCUUUUAUUGAUAAUAUAUCGAUAGUGAAGAGAUAUGCUUCGGAAUCAUCACAUUCCAUUCCAGUGACUUCUGAUGAUGAAGCUCUAUCAAAAGCCAUCAAAGAGGUUAAAAACGACAAAGUACACUUUGUCUGGGCACAUUUUACGGAACUGAGUUCUUAUUACAAGAAGCAAGCAGAGGAUGCUGAAGCAUUGAAUAGAAAACUUGCUGAGAUGAUGGCGUUGCUUACUUGCAAUAAGAAGUUCAAGGGUAGAAAAAGCAUCAAGUACACCGUCACUCCUGAUUUGAAGGACGUUCUUAAUCGCUUAAAUAUCAGAAUAAAAAAUAUUUACUCCAAUUUACCUACCAAUGCCAUGCUAAUAGUUUGCUCUGGUCAUGGAGACACUGCAAUCGUUCAAAGAUUGAGGAAAAUGCUUGCAGAAAAGGUCGACACAAACAUACCUCGGGAUCAUCUUGUAAAGGUCCUGGAAGAGCUGCAGGCACAAGCCGAAGUAGGUUUGUGUUUUGUUGGUGUCAAACAUUGAGUUGGCUUCACAAGCCAUGUAUUCUAAUAUUCUUGCUUUCAAUGAAAUUCGGCCACUGUGUUUGUUUGGAUCAUAGAUAUCACAAAAAAGGCUUUUUUUGGGGAGUACGUGAAUAUUUGCAGAUCGUGGAACAAAGAGAAAUAUGAUGACUUUAUCUAUUUGAGUGU
Messenger RNA from Cynara cardunculus var. scolymus (artichoke), 2056 nucleotides. Its product is annotated as small RNA degrading nuclease 5. NCBI's taxonomy places the organism in Eukaryota, Viridiplantae, Streptophyta, Magnoliopsida, Asterales, Asteraceae. Gene Ontology annotation, molecular function: nucleic acid binding; exonuclease activity. The record is from RefSeq and is a predicted model, not a curated record. The coding region runs from base 189 to 1889 and encodes 566 amino acids. Gene Ontology annotation, cellular component: nucleus. The transcript is spliced from 15 exons.